This is a messenger RNA of Octopus sinensis (East Asian common octopus), 1467 nucleotides long. RefSeq names its product serine/threonine-protein kinase/endoribonuclease IRE2-like. Gene Ontology annotation, cellular component: IRE1-TRAF2-ASK1 complex. The record is from RefSeq and is a predicted model, not a curated record. Gene Ontology annotation, biological process: protein phosphorylation; IRE1-mediated unfolded protein response; mRNA processing. The transcript has 9 exons. Gene Ontology annotation, molecular function: protein serine/threonine kinase activity; RNA endonuclease activity; ATP binding. NCBI's taxonomy places the organism in Eukaryota, Metazoa, Mollusca, Cephalopoda, Octopoda, Octopodidae.
AUGUUCAAAAAUCUAUUAAAUUUUAAUAACUCUGAAAUAUCACUUCCUGACCAACUUUUACUUAUAAACACAAUUGAUGGACGACUUACUGCAGUAGAUAAAAAUACUGGACUAAUCAAAUGGACAAUUCAAGACGGUUUGAGACACUUUUCCUCCACUUUUGGAGGCAUUCUGGCCACAUUAGAUGCAGAGAAUGGCAAUUUGUUGUGGCUUCAGCAUUUUGACUCUCCAAUUAAAAGUGAGCCAAAAAAAGAGAUUCAAGAAAUGUCGCACAAUUCACACAUCUCACGAGAGUCAGUUCUUGAAGUGGAUGGAAUUGUAAAAGUGGGCAAACUGAGUUACAAUCCAGCCCACGUGAUUGGGAGAGGGUGUGACGGGACUGUCGUAUUUAAAGGUAAUUUCGACCGUCGGGUUGUUGCUAUCAAACGUCUAAUGGCUCAUAAUUAUGUCCUGGCAGAAAGGGAAAUAAAUCUGCUUAUUGACUGUGAUGUCCAUCCGAAUGUGUGCAGAUAUUAUUUUAUGGAAAGUACAUCGGAAUUUUUGUAUAUUGCAUUGGAGUAUUGUAUGGGGACUUUGCAUGAUUUUGUUGAAAAAAAUAUACAAGAUGUGGAUUUGAGCGGGAAAGAGUGUCUAAGACAAGCCUCAUUGGGACUCGAACAUCUCCAUUCUCUCAUACAUAGAGAUAUCAAACCACAAAACAUACUUAUAACUUUUUCUGAUAAAAACAAACGAGCAAAAGCAGUCAUUUCUGAUUUUGGGUUAUGCCGAUCAGUUGAAAGUGACCAAAUGUCAUUUUCCCGCCACUCGGGGAAUGUGGGGACCGAAGGUUGGAUGGCUCCAGAAAUGAUCAAGUUGAAUGUCGAUCGGAUAGUAAGCACUCUAAUAGCACGUUAGUCAUCCUCAGUGGACAUAUUCUCUCUGGGAUGUGUGUUUUAUUACGUGCUUUCCCACGGGCAUCAUCCUUUCGGGGAGUCCCUCAACCGACAGGCUCACAUUCAGGAAAAUAUUUUGAUUUUACAUCAUUUGGAUGCUGAACGUGAUUGGAUUUUGAUAUUUUUAGAUGACCAUGUGGCCAGGACACUCAUUAUGAGAAUGUUGAGUCAUGACCCUUCGAAGAGACCGAGUUGUGGAAGUGUGAUGAAUCAGCCUUUCUUUUGGGACUCUGCAAAAAUAUUGUCAUUUUUUUUGGUGUUGGAUUUUGUUGACGGAAUUGUAGAUUUGGGGAGAUUUCGUACUUAUAAGGGACGAUAUGUGAGAGAUCUGCUCAGGGCAAUUCGGAAUAAGAAUCAUUACGCUGAAAUGCCGGAUGAUGUGAAAAGGUCUUUGGGGGAAAUUCCAGAUGAAUUUGUAAAAUAUUUUACCAACAGAUUUCCUUACCUGCUUGUUUUUGUGUAUGAGGCAAUGAAAGUCUGUGCUGAAGAGCCCAAUUUUCGUAAAUACUACUCUGUUGAUAAAUCAUUUUUAUGA